AUGAACAAAACUCACAUGGAUAAAAGACUGAAUCAAUUGCCAACUUGGUUGUGGACUAGUUCCACCACAUUACCACCGAUCUACAAGAUGGUAUGGGAAGCAGUGAGAGAAGACGAAGUUAGGACAAAUGGAAUGCAGACCGAGCUACUGGUUGACACCAACAAGGUCUUUCCCUUAUUGCUCACUAGCCAGUUGCCUACAGAGGUUCUCGGACACAUAUGGAACUUGGCUAAUCAAAAGUAUGCGGGUCAACUCACUGAGCAAGAGCUGUAUAUUGUUCUUGCUCUUGUUGCUGCGGCACAGGCUUCUUACACGUUUAACAGCUUAGACAUAUUACAUUUACUUCCAUUUCCACCCACUCCGUACUUAAAUAUCGACUGUUUAAUGAAUCUACAGCCUGUAACCCAGUUAAAUUCAGCAGCAAAGUUUCAAAAUCUUCAGGAGAACACCGAAAUUGGAUUUAUUGGAUCUGAUGGAAGAUAUUCCUUGGAAACUGGAAAGGGAAAAAUGAAAUUACAUCAGCAAGGGAUUAUAUCUUCAGACUUAAAUGCGCAAAUGAUAAAUAAUGUACCUGGAAAAAUUACAUGUUUUGAUAAUAAGUCUUACGUCUCUUCUAUUGGAAUAUGGGAUACCAAUAAUGAGUUGAAAGAUAUAAAUCAAACUUCCCAUUCACAAUUAAAUUUUAAACAUCCACCGGCAGCAGAUUUGUGCGACGAUUUUUCUGAGUUUCAAAGCGCUCCAAUUUCCAACAUUCCCAAUAUCCCAAAUUGGGACAUAAAGCAGGGUUCGGCUAUUGGAAGCAGACUUGCAAAUCAUAAUCUAGGUAUUAAAAAACCAAUGGAGAAAUCUAAGAAGAAUAAUAUAAAUGCUAAAUCUGCUCAUGGCACUACUCAUAUUACUUCUAUACCAUUAACUAUAACUCAGAGUAAAGAUCAGUCAACGCUAGAUUGUUUGUCAGAAUUAUUUCCUAAGUGUACAAUAAAGAAUCAAUCUAAAACAGUAAUUCUUAAGGAUACAGUGAUAAGAAAUAAUGAUCCGCCCAAGGACCAUAGUGAGAAUGUGAAAGAUUAUACAAAUACAGAAAUUGUAAAUGUAACUAAUGACAAAGAUGUGUUGAAUAAAUUAGAGUGGAUGGAUAAGGCUUCAUCAACAACAUUGGAACAAGAUCUUAUGAAUCUCCAACUUGUUGAAGAUAAAUAUAGUGCCUUGCGUGCAUUGGUUCAAGAAACAGCUGUGUCAACUGAACCAGAUGCAAGUGCAAGUUACAGCAGUCAAUCAACUGACGAAUUUGGAGAAUUUGUGUCUGCAGAACAACCUGCUAUAAAUACUCCUGCCACAAAUGCUUUAAAUACCGAUAGUUUUGCUGAUAUUUUUACAGAUUUUGAGUUUAAAUCUAAUAAUAAUAAUGCAAACACAGCAGAUUUUAACCUCAUGCCAGAUAUUUCUGAAUCAUUUGACAAUCUUAAGCUUGAAGAUAAUGUAGAAGACCGUUCCUUAGAAAUAGGGAAAGCUCUUCAGAAGGAAGAUGCCAUAUCAAUUAAUAGUAUAGAAUUCGUGAAUGGUGCAUCAAAUGCAUUAACUCGAUCAGGAUCUGUGCCUAGUUUAGAUCUUAAGUCUUUCUUACCUUCCACUACAGAAGAUGAGCAAACAAUGGAUACUACACAUCAGUCAGAAUAUUGGGAAUGGAAGCAAUACAUGGAGAGCUGUGUAUUAUUAUUACAAGUAGCUGCAAAUAUAUUUACAAACAUUAGUUCAGAACUUGUAUUGCACGAAGUUUUAAAUUCAGCACAAGGAUACAAUUUUCUAUGCAACUUAGCGGAAGUUGCAGCUGUUUGCAGACGGGUUAAUUUUUCGUACAAAGAAAUGGAUAUCAAUAUAAUAGGUUUUGAUGAAUUAUUAAUGGAUAUUGAUCGAAUUUGGGCAGAGAUGGAACCGUUUUAUGCAAACAUACCAAUCGUUACAGAAUUACCAGCUUGGCCUUUACAUCAAGGUGAAGCUAUUUGUUGUUCGCUUUGUUUAACAGUUAUUACUAGUGGCAGAGCAAUGUAUAAUGAAAAUAAUUAUCAUGUUACUUGUGCUAAUCUAUGGCUUAAUUGUGUAAACAGUAACUUGCCCGUGAUGCGACAUCCAAUUUAUUCUCAUUCUAAUAUAUGUACAGGUAAUAAUCACAUUUGA
Heterotrigona itama is the source of this 2175-nucleotide messenger RNA. The record is from the annotation of a GenBank genome assembly. Lineage: Eukaryota; Metazoa; Arthropoda; Insecta; Hymenoptera; Apidae.